Messenger RNA from Zea mays, 681 nucleotides. RefSeq lists its product as uncharacterized. Bases 106 to 429 code for a protein of 107 amino acids. NCBI's taxonomy places the organism in Eukaryota, Viridiplantae, Streptophyta, Magnoliopsida, Poales, Poaceae. The transcript has a single exon. The record is from RefSeq and is marked validated.
AUCUCACCUCACCCCGAGCCCGAAGCCUCGACCUGGCCAGGCUUCCCUUGCCCUAGGAUUGCGCCGCCGCCGAUCCAGCCGGCUUCUCCCCGCCCGACGGCCGCGAUGUACAACGUAACGGCAUCGGACUGCAGACCGCGCGGGGGUCGGGCACCAACGGGUACGCGCAGAGCAACACGUUCUUCGUCAAGCCCCGCUCCACAUCCGGCGGGGGUCCGGGCGGACACCACAGGCCGCUGCCCCUCGACGCCGCCGGCGCCGAUGGCGGCGGGAUGCGCAAGCCCAACAAGGAGAUCCUCGAGCACGACCGCAAGCGCCAAGUCGAGCUCAAGCUGCUCGUGCUCAGGGACGCGCUCGAGGAGCACGGCUACACCGAAGACGAGAUCGAGGAGCGCGUCGCGGAGGCGCGCAAGGCAGCGGAGGAGGUAGGGAUCGGUCGUGGCGCCGGGCGAUCGCCUCUGCCCGGCAGAGGAUAUGGAUCUGUUGGCGUCAUUUAGGUUUCAGAUUGCGGCAGAUAAGGCCAGAUGUCGAUUGUCUAGCAAGACCUAGAUGUAGUGGCUUCUAUAUUAGUAUGGGAGUCUUCUAGUACUUAAAGAGCAAUCCCAUAUUCGAAUUGUAUAUGUUCUGUUUAUAUGUUCGUGCAUUUGUCCAUCUUUUGGAUCGUAAAAUCAUUUAUCAGUC